UCUCUUUUGUUUCUCAAUGGACCCAUCUCUUUUUCUCGCUUUCUAUUGAAAGCUUUACACUAUUACAAUGAGAGUUAUCAUUAUUAAAAUAAGAACGUAGUAGUAAUAUAAAUUAACGAAUGAUUACUUUUGUUUCUGAUUCAACACUAAAAAAAGAGAGAGAAGAGAUCUUGUUCAAAAAUAAUAAUACUAAUAAUAAUCUCUCUCACUUUUUCGUUUGCUAUAGUAGUAAUAUAGCGUGACUGCUUAUAGUUUUCCAAUGGCCUGCUUACAGCCUUUUAGUCUCAAAUGUUAGCUCUCAAACAGGCACAAAGCACCACCACCUUUGCUACUGCGACCUUUUGAAUAUCUCCUGAAUCUCUUCCCCUUUUCCCUCUCUAAGGUUAAAAGAAACGAUUAUUAUAGAAGCAGAUUCAAAGUCGUCUCCUUAGCUUUUACCCUCUAACUCCAAUUCCCCCACUCCCAAGCAAUCUUUUGAUUUCUCCUUCUCUUUCCUUGCAAAAAUACCUCAUCAUCAACGUACAAACCCGGUUAAAAACAUGGUUCCCUUUUCCCUCGUUUCGACGUUAAUAAUAGUGGUUUUAUUUUCUUUCUCUAUCAUCCAUCACUCUCUCGCCAGUUUUCUUGCUCAACCGGUCUCAGGUCACGAUCAGCCGUUAAAACCUGGAGACUACUCGUCCCCAAACACGGUCCCCGCAUUUCCAGUUCAAACCCAAGCUCAACUUUGCCUGCUCGACCUGUCAGCCGAGCUAUUCGGCGGCGUCAGCGACGCCUGCGGCCGCAACCUGGACAGGAGCCGCUGCUGUCCCGUGUUAGCUGCUUGGCUCUUUGCUGCUCACGCCAGGUAUGCUUUGGAGGUCUCGACUCCGGCUCCGGCGGAAUCGGAGCAGCCAGAACAGCCCAUGAGGCCAGAUGAUUUGCAGAAUUGCGUGAACUCGUUGCAAAAUGCAUUGUUAAGCAAGCGCGUGACGAUUCCUCAGCCAAAUGCGAGUUGCGAUGCAAUUCUAUGUUUUUGUGGGAUAAGGCUACAUCAGAUUAGCUCCUUGAGUUGCCCUGCUGCGUUUAAUGUUUCCGGGUUCCGAAACGCGACACCGACUGCUGCCAUAAAGAAUUUGGAGAGGAAUUGCAGGAACUCUUCUUAUGCUGGGUGUACAAAAUGCCUUGGUGCUCUUCAAAAGCUUAAAGGUGGAUACGACAAGAACGGAACAGAAGACAGGGGCACGAGCGAGAGAGCCAGCAAGAUGUUCAACCGAGACUGCCAACUUAUGGGGCUGACAUGGCUCCUUGCACGCAACAAAACGGCGUACAUACCCACCGUUUCAGCCGUACUGCGGGCCUUAAUGUACAGUGCGCACCCUCACGAGUCCAAGUGCAGCCCAGAUCAAGAGAACAUGCCCUUAGCCGUUGAUUCUCUGCAGUUCGAGAAGGCCCAGUCGCCUGCACCGCCACCACCCUCGCGGGGAACUUUUAUGUACCCGGUUUUGUCCCUUAUCAUUUUGGUUUCACUUUUUGGAUAGCGUCGGAAGUGGCAUAUUGGUUUUGCCAAUUGCCUCUUACUAAACUUCGCCGUCCUCUGAGACUGUCGGGGAUUCACGUGAAGCUUUUAGAGCUAGCAGACAAUCAGAAACGGGCUAAUGCAGGGUCGUUUUUGUCUUUUUUGCCCACUGUAAAUUUCAGCUCGUUUUCAGAUUUGUUUGACAUUAUGCAGCUUUCGAGGUCGAGGACGCGGAGCAGCUUUAUAUAAUAUAGUUAACCUGUGCCAUUUCUUCAUGCCAUUUACCACUAUUCCUUGAAUUUGCCUUCAUCACUUU
This is a messenger RNA of Durio zibethinus, 1811 nucleotides long. Its product is annotated as putative GPI-anchored protein At4g28100. The record is from RefSeq and is a predicted model, not a curated record. NCBI's taxonomy places the organism in Eukaryota, Viridiplantae, Streptophyta, Magnoliopsida, Malvales, Malvaceae.